Spathaspora passalidarum NRRL Y-27907 is the source of this 684-nucleotide messenger RNA. RefSeq lists its product as uncharacterized. Bases 1 to 684 code for a protein of 227 amino acids. The transcript has a single exon. The record is from RefSeq and is a predicted model, not a curated record. NCBI's taxonomy places the organism in Eukaryota, Fungi, Ascomycota, Pichiomycetes, Serinales, Debaryomycetaceae.
AUGGCACGAACUAAUCUGGUUCCCCCACCACCUGAGAAACCACAACUACUAAGAUCACGAACCACGGGGAUAUUCCAUAUUGAAAAUCAAAUGGAAAACAACAAGCCUUCAAUUGUAUUUACGAAUAAGUUCCCGUCGUCGACAGAUUUAACUACUUCAGAAGAAGGCACCCCUGUUCCCAUGGUAAAACAAGAGACCAUAGUGGCGGUUUCUGACGUGAAUGCAAUAUCCACUACUGAUCACAAAGAACAAGAUCAUGCUAGAUUAUCCACCAGUUUAAACAAGAUAUCCCGAAGUUUAUCCCAUCAUUCAUUUAGAAAUUUACUUUCUCGAUCACAACUAAACUUGACCAAGAUGUACCAAAAGCCUAAACCCAAGCCAGAGUCUAUAAAACAACCAACGCCACAAGUGCAACAACCGGUACAACUUAGUCCAAGUUACAGUCCACCUGUGCCUAUCGUCCCUCGUCGCCCAGUAACUACCACCACCAUUGAACUUAAACCGAAUGACAAACUCCUAGAUGAAAGUUUAAGUGCAUCAUUGAAAAAAGCCUUGAGCAUUGAUUACAAGUUGGGAAAGGUACCUCUUCCAGAAAGAGUGAUUGAUGACCGAGCAAUUGUGGCCGGCCCCGGUGGUGGUUCCCUUGACAGCGACUUUGAUGAUUACCACUCCAAAGGUUGGUAA